AUGGCGCAGGACAAGCCGGACACGAGCGAGGCGCAGGAUAUAGAAGGAAGACCGGGAUACAAGAAGCUGGCAAAUGGCAUAAUACUCGGUCCAGAUGGCAAGCCAUGUCGCACCUGCAACGACGUAGCCUCUCUAUUUGCCAUGUCGGGCAAACUACCCAAGAAGCGCGCGCAACCCACGGCGACGGCGACGGCGACGGCUGAAACCACCCCCACGCUGCCUGCAGACUGCCCGCCCGACGUCGAAGCACUCGGACGCUCGUCGUGGACGCUCCUCCACUCGAUAACCGCCACAUACCCGAUUAAUCCGUCGCCCCAACUCCAGGCCGAAACCAAGUCGUUUCUCUCCACCUUUGGCAAACUAUACCCUUGCUGGGUGUGCGCCGAAGAUUUCCAGAAGUGGAUGCAGAAGAAUACGCCCAGAGUGAGCAACCGCAGCGAGUUUGGCGAGUGGAUGUGCGAAGCGCACAAUGCUGUCAAUGAAAAGUUGGGCAAGCAAACGUUUGAUUGCAAGAGGUGGGAAGAGAGGUGGAGGACAGGAUGGAAGGAUGGAAGGUGUGAUUUUUGA
Molecule: messenger RNA, 567 nt
Organism: Exserohilum turcica Et28A
Lineage: Eukaryota; Fungi; Ascomycota; Dothideomycetes; Pleosporales; Pleosporaceae
Exons: 2
Coding region: 1-567 (188 amino acids)
Cellular component (GO): mitochondrion
Molecular function (GO): flavin-dependent sulfhydryl oxidase activity; flavin adenine dinucleotide binding
Source: RefSeq, a predicted model, not a curated record